Molecule: messenger RNA, 1323 nt
Organism: Clonostachys rhizophaga
Lineage: Eukaryota; Fungi; Ascomycota; Sordariomycetes; Hypocreales; Bionectriaceae
Source: the annotation of a GenBank genome assembly
AUGGCUGUUCACCUGUCUCUCUCUGGGAAAACGUUCGGCAGAAUGAGUUGGCCGUCCUCCCCAGCAACGCGAAAUGUUCUACCUGACGAUUGGACGUCUGCUGGUCUCGAGUCUCCCACUGCCCCCGUCCCACCGCCACCGUCUCCGAAUAUAGAGGCAUCGUUGGCCGAUGACGCCCCCCGAGCUGGUCAAAUCUUUUGUGAGAAAUCGAUCAACCAAACGGUCGAGCGAAUACAUUGGGACGUUGAUGAUAUACUAGCAAGGUCACCAGACAAAGAGGAAUGGCAGUGCUACCUUGUCCCGGCUAACCAAUGGGAGGGGUCUAGUUGGACACGGAUUAAGCACCUGCCUCUCAUCCAUGUUGUUCGAAAGACACCAGAUGAUGAGUUCUUCGUGGUAGCGCUUGCUGACUCCUGCAUCCAACAUAUUCGCAAAUAUGGAGUCAGACUCAAGCUUGUGCCUGAGGCCGAUGUCGAGUAUCACGGAGAUGAAUUCAGCACUGCAGAUUUUAUAACCUAUGGCAUACGUGAAGCGAGGCAGAAGUAUCGACGGCAAUUCAUCCGGAAUGCGGGGAGGGGCAUUAACUCACGGUGCGGCAGAGGCUUGGGUCGGCUGUACCAGCGAACCACGCUAGACGAGGGAAUGCAAACAGCCAUCCACUGGGCAAUUCUAAUUACUGAUAUACUUUUCCUUUGCCUGCACAUUGAGGGUAACUUAAGUAAUCUUUCAGCGACAGCCUCGAUCGAGAGGAAGCCGGAUACAUGGCACAAGCUCUUCCAACAAUUGUACACGAUUAAGACGGUAGAGCCGGCCGAGGACCCAAAGGCAGAGAUGCACCAAGUGUCACUGCUCCGGGGGUUGUGUGAGUUCGCUGGUGGAGCAAUCGAUGGCCUACAGCAUGCGUUCAACUGGAAGUUGUCAACCAACGACAACAUGGCAAUUCUUGGCGAUCUCUUUCAGCUUGACUUUGUCAAGCCCCUAAUGAUUGGUUCACUUUGGAGUGGGGAGGUAAUGGAUGUUCUCUUGCGGCAACAGCAAUUACAAGUCACAAGGCAGAUGCUGGAUUGGCUUCAAGGGAUGCACGUGUAUGUGCCACUUGGGUAUUCGGCGAGGCUAUACCAAGCUUUGCCAGCGGACGUCGCCCAUGCUCUCGAGUACCGAAGGGUGAAAGACGUCGAGGCUUCGUUGUCAGCCGUUUUCUUCCACGAGAGAUCACCCGAGACCAUCACGCAGGGUGCAAAGGUUGCAUGUGGCCGGAAUUUGCCUGAGUUCCUUGAGCAUUUUAUGAUUACCCAGUCAAAAUCCCGCCAGACGCACCGUUAA